This is a messenger RNA of Trypanosoma brucei brucei TREU927, 1596 nucleotides long. RefSeq lists its product as hypothetical. NCBI's taxonomy places the organism in Eukaryota, Euglenozoa, Kinetoplastea, Trypanosomatida, Trypanosomatidae. Gene Ontology annotation, molecular function: protein binding. Bases 1 to 1596 code for a protein of 531 amino acids. The record is from RefSeq and is a predicted model, not a curated record. The transcript has a single exon.
AUGGCGAGUCCGGAAGUCAGUUUCAUGGACGCCGUGCGCGAGCGGUAUGGUGCGCCCGAUGACAGUGCGGCGUACAGCGCCGAAUCUUUCCUCGUAGGUGAGGCCUCGCGUCGACGCAACAAGAAGUGGGAGCUUGUUGGGAUGGAGAAAACUCGACAGAAGCAGGCGGAUCACUCAAAACUUGUGCAUGUUGUGCUGCGCGGCAUGAACAUUACCGUUGCGGAGAGUACGACUGGUGAACUUGCCCAAGCGGCUUUGCACCGAUUGGAGGAGGUCGAUCUGUCGGAGAACUUUCAGCUAACUAUAAGGGAAGUGGGGCGCAUGGCUCAACAUCUCCCGGCCCUGAAAGUCCUUCAGCUUUCCCAUAGCCCCGAGUUGUUUCCUGUGGGGACUGCAGAGAUUUCUGCUUCUCCCUUUGAGUCGCUUCUUGUGGCGCCACACCUGAGAAAGCUGGUGCUAAAUCAUGUUGGCGUGCAAUCCAUAUGGCAACUACGGGCCGUUGUACAACUACCCCUGCUUGAGGAGUUGCACUUAGACAACAACAGCAUCAAACGACUUGCCCUCUUUGUGGAUGACAACGAGGAAAAAACUGCUCAUCGCAUCCUUCACGAAGCUAACAAGAAUGAUAACAACAGUGGUAAUGAUAUAAAGAGUGGUUGGUUUCCCGCGGUUAAUACACUUAGCCUUGCGCAGAACGAAUUGUCGUCGUGGGGUUUAGAGAGCGGCUUGCAGGAAUCGAUAGGCACAGCGUUUCCCGGCCUGAAACGGUUAUUUCUGACCAGUAAUCGGAUGCCGAAUCUCAGCAUUACACGUGCCUGUGCUUCCAUCGUACCUCACGGAGGCGGUAAUAAACGUGGUGAUGGGGACACCAGCGACGGAUCCCUCGUGGAUUACGCGUAUCUGCAACCACUUGAGCUCCUGUGCUUGAAUGAGAAUCCAACCAUCACAGAUGCAUGCACACUGGAUGCGGUGCGAUACCUCUGUCCCCACUUAACCACAUUCCGCAUCACGUAUAGUGCUAUAUUCCCGCAAUGGAAUGAGACACUCGGCCGCAUGUACGUUGUUGCAUCGCUCCCGAGUAUCACAACGUUGAACAGAGGUCAAGUACGGGCAAAGGAACGGAUGGACUCAGAGAUAUUUUACAUCCAGCGAGGCAUGGCUGCAGAGCAAAAACAGCAGGUGGGAGAGGCACAAGAUGGGAGUCAGAGUAAAGUCACUCAAGAAACAUUGCGAUAUCCCCUACUCGAUGUUCUGCGAGAGAAGCAUAAGGAUGUUAUCACAGUGAUCUACCGCGAAGGUGAGACGGCAAGUCACGAUGGUACCAUGCACAUGAUGCUGAACAUAGUCCUCCGAUGCGACGGUUUCGAGGACACACACAAGAGAGUGCCAAGCUCAAUGUCAGUUGGGAAGUUGAAGGCCCUUGUGCGUGCAGUGUAUAGCGUGGCUCCGUCCCAUCAGCAUUUGUCCUUCGUGUCAGGUGAUGCUGGAGUGGUAGAGGCACCGACACAACUGGAUAAUGAGCUGCAGAGCCUUUCAUUCUACGGCAUGUGUGACCGGGCCAUAGUACUGGUAGUUGACACAUCCCUUCGGAGUUGA